This is a messenger RNA of Vanderwaltozyma polyspora DSM 70294, 882 nucleotides long. RefSeq lists its product as uncharacterized. The transcript has a single exon. The coding region runs from base 1 to 882 and encodes 293 amino acids. NCBI's taxonomy places the organism in Eukaryota, Fungi, Ascomycota, Saccharomycetes, Saccharomycetales, Saccharomycetaceae. The record is from RefSeq and is a predicted model, not a curated record.
AUGAAAAUGAAUUUCAAUUGCACAUUAUUACUUACUGGUCUCAGUAUGUUCCUUUAUAAUUUUGAACAAUUAAAGUCAUAUGAGUUUAGUUUACGUAAUAAAAAGAAAAAAAUUAAUCUAUCAUUAGAUAAUGAAUUAGAAAACUUUAUUAUUUCAAUUCUAAAUUCAGCUUCACUUUAUCUUUUAGUUUAUACUGUCAUAAGCAUGUUAUAUUGGAGGUUUUUUGUUCCAAUUUAUAUUUUAGCAUUAAGUUUUAUUGGUUUGAACUCAUUUUUCAUUAUAUGGUUACAAUCAAUGUUACACAUUAAUUUUUUGACUUUAUUCAUAGUUAAACAAUUAGAAAUAAGCCAAAACCAAUGUAAAAAUCAUAAUUUAAAUUUAGAUUUAAGUUUACAUUCUUCAUCAAUUAUCCAACAAGAAAAUAAGAACAAUUUAAAUAACAAAAUAAAAAAUAAAAAUAAAAAUAGAAACAAAAAUAAAAAGCCAAGUCAAUUAUUGAAAAAAAUUAACCCUUCAAUUUUAAUAAUAACUACGCUUGAAUUUUUAUAUAAAAUAUCAUUCAUUGCAUUUACAUCAUUACUGUCAUUGGUACCAUUUAUUGGACCCUUAACUGCAUUUUAUCAUUUAUUCAUUAAAUUUAAACGAAAAAGAGUUUCAAAUCUUUACCAUAAAGAUUUGAAAAUAUACAAAAAUAAUAAUAAAAAUUUAACAACUACAACUAUUACUAAUGCAUCUUCGCCGAAUAUAAAACAAGAAACAAAUAUACUAACCAAUUCAGUUAAAUUUUUAAUAAAUAGAUGGAUUUCAUUCCUAAGUUAUUCAUUGGUUUUUCUAUUUGGCAUUGAUAUUACAAACAGUAGUAAUAAAAAAUCAGGAUAUUAA